Messenger RNA from Cryptomeria japonica (Japanese cedar), 2859 nucleotides. RefSeq names its product disease resistance protein RUN1. Bases 145 to 2859 code for a protein of 904 amino acids. Gene Ontology annotation, biological process: signal transduction; defense response. Gene Ontology annotation, molecular function: protein binding; ADP binding. The record is from RefSeq and is a predicted model, not a curated record. Lineage: Eukaryota; Viridiplantae; Streptophyta; Pinopsida; Cupressales; Cupressaceae. The transcript has 2 exons.
GAGGUUUAAACAAAUUAUAAAAGACAUGUUAAGGGGAGGAGGGGACAUUGAUCUGAUUUGAGUUCAAGAUCUGAAAAUUUGGGUUCAGUCCUCUGUUUUCUCUCUAUCUUUAGUAAGUCUUUUCUCUACAGAUCCAGCAUUAAGAUGGAACAAUACAAGCCCCCCACAUCUAAGCUUGCCUUCCAAGGCGAUAAGAGGUAUCAUGUAUUUCUGAGUUUCAGGGGAGAAGAUGUGAGAAAGACUCUGGUUGAUCAUCUGUUUCAAGCUCUAUCUGCAGCAGGACUGCAUGUCUUUAUAGACAGUGAGAAAUUGAAGAAGGGAGAAAUGAUUGGGUUGAGCUUGGAAACAGCAAUCGAGAGCAGCGCCAUACGCAUUCCUGUAUUUUCCAAAGGUUAUGCAGAUUCAACAUGGUGUCUCAAGGAGGCCGCUGCAAUGUUGAGCACUCCUGGCUUGAUCAUUCCUCUGUUUUAUCAUAUGGAUCCAACUCAUGUUAGAUAUCCUGUCAAGGACUCAAGCCCCUAUAGCCGAUCAUUUCUCAAACAUUAUGGCCAUCCGGAUCGACACCCAAUAGAAGAGGUUGAUGAUUGGAAGGAUGCCCUUCAGACGAUCUGUUCUCGAUCAGGCUGGUCCAUGGAUAUAACUCAAGGCUAUGAAGCUCAGCUUGUAGAGACGGUGGUGAAUGACCUGAUUAUGACGUUGGAUAGAGUGCCCUUAGAAGUUGCCAAGCAUCCAGUGGGAAUGGACAGCGUGACAAAUGCUCUCAUUCAAAAAUUAAAUCUCAAUUCAAAGGAUGAGGUGGUCAGAGUUGGAAUAUGGGGUGUUGGUGGUGUUGGCAAGACCACAGUUGCCAAGGUCAUUUACAAUCAAAUUUAUACUAAUUUUGACGCUGCUUCAUUUGUAUUUAAUGUCCGCACCACUGCUGCAGAGCCCAGUGGCCUUACAAAAUUGCAGGAAAUAAUUAUAAAAAAUUUAUCAGAAUAUGGCGAAAAAGUAGACAGUGUUGAUAAAGGUAUAUCUUUGUACAGGGAUCGCUUGGGAGGAAAGCGUGCACUGCUUGUUUUGGAUGAUGUGGAUGCUAUUGUACAAUUGAAUGCUCUGGUUGGGGAUUGGCUGGCCCCUGGUAGCAGAGUUAUUAUAACUUCUAGAGACAAGCACAUUCUCAAUGUUGCUAGGGUUUCCUCUGAAUGUAUCCAUGAGAUGACUGGAUUGGGAAUAAAUGAAGGUCUCCAGUUAUUUAGCUGGUAUGCUUUUCUGAGAGCAGUGCCAAGUCCCAAUUACGAAGAUCUGUCCAAGAGAAUAGUGGAAGCUUGUAAAGGGCAUCCUCUUUCAUUGGAAGUGAUUGGAUCCUUCUUGUCUGAUAGGCAGGAUGACACAGGUUGCUGGAUGGAAGCUCUUGAAAACAUCACCUUCAACCCAGAAAUUCAUGAAAAACUUUACAUCAGUUAUAAGGCUCUUACUGAUGAGGAAAAAGAAAUAUUUCUUGACAUCGCUUGCUUCUUCAUUGGAGAAGAUAAAACAUGUCCCAUCAUUUUCUGGAAAUCGUUGUACAAGAAGGUAGACACUGCUGUAUCCAAUCUUUCGAUGAAGCUAUUGAUAAAGAUUGAAGAUGGUGUAUUUGGUAUGCAUGACCAUUUGCGAGAUAUGGGUCGAACUAUUGCUGAGAAAGAAAGAGAAGGUACCCGAUUAUGGGAGGUUGCCCAAUUAAGCACCAUAUCCCACAACAUCAAUUUCUCUCGCCUUCGAAUCAGUGGAGGCAAUCCACGAAGACUCGAAAUGCUGUAUGGACCUGGUCUUCGCUAUCUUCAUUUGCAGAAUAUACCCAUUGAAGACAUGAUAAAAGACCCACUAGCCAUGGUACCUCCAAAUUUGGUAUGGUUAAGGCUGGAAAGUUGUGACACUGAUAAUAAAAUGAAUGGAGGAAUAAAGAGGCCGCGUCACUCCAAAUUUGUGAGUAACAACAUUUGGCAAUUGAAAACUUUGCAAUUAAGAAAUUGCUAUGGUGUUUCCAGCCUUUCUCUCUCCUCCAUAUUUUCACUCCCUAAUAUACAACUGCAGCACUUGGACUUGAGAGGGUAUAGGAAUUUAGGGAGCCUCCCUGAAACCAUAGCUAACCUGUCACAGCUGCAGCACUUGGACUUGAUAGGGUGGAAAAGUUUAAAGAGCCUCCCCGAUGCCAUUGGCAACCUGUCAAAGUUACAACAUUUAAAUUUGAAAAGGUGUUUGAAAUUAAAGAACCUCCCUAAAACUAUUGGCAAGUUGUCAAAGCUGCAGCAUUUGGACUUGAGAGACUGUCAGACUUUAAAAUACCUUCCUUAUACCAUUGGCUACCUGUCACAGCUGCGGCACUUGGACUUAGGAGAAUGUACCCUGUUAUGUAACCUCCCUAGUACCAUUGGAAAACUGUCACACCUACAGCACUUGGUUUUGGAAAGGUGUAUAUUCCUCACGAACCUUCCUGAUACCAUUACUAACCUGUCACAGCUGCAGCACUUGAACUUGAGAGGGUGCAGAAAGUUAAAUAGCCUUCCUAAUACCAUUGGCAACCUGUCACAGCUACAGCAAUUGGACUUGAGAGGGUGCAGGAUGUUAAAUAGCUUUCCUAAUACCAUUGGCAACCUGUCACAGCUGCAGCACUUAGACUUGAGAGGGUGCAGGAGGUUAGCUAGCCUUCCUAAUACCAUUGGCAACCUGUCCCAGCUGCAGCAUUUGGACUUGAGAGGAUGCAGAAUGUUAAACAGCCUUCCUGAUACCAUUGGCAACCUAUCACAGUUACAAUUCUUGAAAUUAGGAGGUUGUGAAAGGUUAAAUAACGCCAACAUUCCACAGUUGGAGCACUUGGACUUGGGACUGGGAAAGUAA